AUGAGUCAUAAGCAUUUGCUAAAAGUAAUCAUUUUGGGAGACAAUUUUGUCGGAAAGACCUCAUUGGCAAACCGUUACGUGCUUAAAACAUUUACUGGAUUGUAUAAGGCAACGAUUGGGGUUGACUUUUCUUCAAUGAAAAUUAUUGUGAACUCUCGCGUCAUUACCAUGCAGCUUUGGGAUACUGCUGGACAGGAGCGAUGGCAUUCACUCGGCAAUGCAUUUUAUCGCGGUACUGAUUGUUGUGUACUCGUCUUCGAUGUAACGAAUCCACAAUCUUUCGAAAAUCUACAGAUGUGGUAUGCAGAGUUUCUCAUAUUGGCCAAUCCUCGCAAUCGCGAAAAUUUCCCUUUUGUUGUGCUGGGCAAUAAGGUCGACUUGGAGAACCGUCGAGUAAGCAAGCAGCAAGCUGAGCAGUGGUGUGAAGUAAAACAUAUUCCAUAUUUUGAAACAUCAGCCAAGGAUGGUCUAAAUGUGAAGCAAGCAUUUCUGGAAUUAGCUGAAAAAGCGACACAACAGAUGGAGGAAGAUCUAGUUACACCAGACUUUCCUGAUGUUAUUAAAUUAGAUCAGAAAUCAGACAAACGUAAAAAGUGUAACUGCAAUUAG
Molecule: messenger RNA, 609 nt
Organism: Drosophila busckii
Lineage: Eukaryota; Metazoa; Arthropoda; Insecta; Diptera; Drosophilidae
Product: ras-related protein Rab-7a-like
Exons: 2
Coding region: 1-609 (202 amino acids)
Molecular function (GO): GTPase activity; GTP binding
Source: RefSeq, a predicted model, not a curated record